CUACCUGGGUGGCCUCCCUCCAACAAGUGGACAAGUCAAAACUCCCGAGUCAACAAUGAGUGCUGCAACGAGGAGGUUUGGCGGGUAGCUAGAACCGUAAACAGUCUACCAACAUGGCCGCUGACGAGCUCGUGAAGCGAGUCAGCGAGCUCUCGGUUGCGCUCGUUGACCGAGAACGGGAGCUCGCCGCUUGCAAUGCUUCUCGAACUUUUCUGCAGCAAGACCUUGAAGCAACCAAGUCCGAGAUUUCCGCGGCUCGUGAGGAGCUGAGCAAUGAAACAACGAAAUGUUCCUUGUUGGAAUCGCGUCUCCAGCGAGUGACCGGAGAGCUGGAGCAAGCUCGUGCAGACUUGGCGAGCAGCGUUGCGGAGAGGGACUCGUUGCACCGGACGCUCGGACGCGUGCACGAGCAGCUCACGGUGCUCAAAUCCGACUCCUCUGGCAAGUCGCUGGAACUGGCGGAGCUGCAGCUGUACUAUGAUGGCCUGCUCGAGGCCAAGGAGGCGUCCAUCCAGAGCCUGCAGACGCUUCUGGAGGGGCAGCAGAAACAGCUGCGUGAGCAGCAGGAGCUGUGGGAUGAGCAGCGGCGCAGCCUCAAGGCCAGCCUCAACGACGUGUCGGAGCGCGUGGCAGCCUCGCAGGCCGCCGCCGCCGACGCCGCGGCCAUGCAGCAGGCGGCGGCGAUGGCCAAGGAGCUGCGUGAGCGCCUGCUGGGAGCGGAGCGCGCUCUAGAGGAGGCAGGGGCGCGGGAGCAGCAGUACCUGGUGCUGCUGAAGCAGCGCGAGCGGCACCUGUCUAAGCUGCAACAGAGCCAGUCUCUCCACCGGCACGGCCGACAGCAGGGCGGCGGCGGCGGCGGCGGCCGGGAUGCCGUUGGCGCAUGGCUGGGCAGCGAGACCAGCAGCGACACGGCCAGCGUCAGCGGCAGUGUGGACCUGGCGCCCAAGGGCCUGGUGGGGGCCGGGGGCGGGCGUGGCCACCACGCGGCCGCCACGGGCGUGGCAUCCCCGCGCGCACGUGACGAGGCUGUUGCGGAGGAGCGGCGCAAGCGCGAGAAGCUCAAGUCCAGGCUGGUGUCUGUGGGCCGCGAGGCGGAGGAGCUGAGGCUGCAGGUGUCGCGGCUGCAGGCGGAGCUGGCGGGCGCGCGUGCCGAUUCGUCCUCGGGCGCCAACGUGCAACUGGCCGACGAGCUGCUGCGAGCGCACCGUACCAUUCAGGAUCUGGAGCAGCGCCUGCGCAAGGCGCAAGAGGCCUCGCGCGCGGCGAGUGCCACUGCUGCGCCGUCUGCGGCUCCGGCCGCCGCAGGCGCUGCAUCCGGUGGCGCCGCCAACCUCACGAGCAACAACGGUGGCGGCGGGCACGGUCUGCUUACCAGUGCCGAACACUUGGCCCUUGUGAAGCAGCGACUGAUCCGGCAGCGUCAGGAGUUCGAGAGGUUCCUUGAGGUGCUGGUAGACACGCCCGGUGUCAGGCUAUCGGAGGAGGCAGCGGCGGCGGCGGCCGCGACGGCGGCGGGCGCGGGCGGCGGCGGCGUGACCCUGGUGGAGGACCUGAAGACCCUCAUGGCGCGACACCUGACCAAGGUGGACACCAUAGCCUCAAUGUCGGCACUGCCGGAAGACGUCCGCUCGGCUGCCGACGCAUCCUCCACGGCAGCGGCCCAGCAGCAGCAGCAGCAGCAGAUGCAGCACAGCCUGUUUGUGGCGCGGGCGGCCUGGAGCACGCUGCGCAAGGCGCUGGUGGGGCUGCAGGAGGCUGUGUCGACCAGCCUCGACGUGGCGACCAACCCGGCGGUGGCGUACAUGCAGAAUGCCGACUUCCUGUCGCGGCUGAUGCGGGAGUGGGCGGUGGGCGACAAGGCGGCCCUGGACGCCGCCAUUGAGGCCAGCGUCAGCGCCGCAGUGGCGCUGGUCAACGAGGCCGGAGCGCGGCUGCAGACGCACGCCAGGGACCUGGGUGUGGCCCAGCAGCAGCUGGCGGAGGCGCAGGACGCGGUGGCGCAGCUGCGGCUCACCAACGGGCUGCUGCAGCAGGAGGCGGACACGCGGCUGGCGGAGGUGCGGGGCGAGUCGGAGGCGCUCAGGUCGCAGCUGGACUCGGCCCGCGACCAGGUGGCUCGGCUGCAGGUGGACGCCGGCGCACACCAGGGAGAGCUGGCGGCGGCGCGGGAGCGCGCAGAGGCGGCGGCGGCUGCCGCCAAGCGAGCCGAGUCGACGGUGGCGUCCGUGGAGGGCGACAGAGCCCGGCUGCGCAAGGUUCUGGCGUCCGUGGAGGGCGACCGCGGCAGUGCGGAGGCGGCGGCGCUGGCGCGGGAGGAUGAGCUGGUGGGCCUCAGCCGCGCGCUCAGCGACGCGCACGCCACCAUACAGCUGCUGCACAACAGGCUGGAUGCGGCCACCGCCGCCGGCUCGUCGGAGCUGGCCGCGCUCAAGGGCAAGAUCCGGGACGUGGUGACGGCUCUGGAGUCGCCCUCGCUGCCACAGCUUCACGCCAUGAUGCUGCUAGCCACAGAGCAGGAGGCGGGACAGCCGGGCGGAGGCGGAGGCGCAGGCGCGGGCCUGGGCAGUGUGGGGCAGCUGCUGUCGGGGCGUGGCGGAGGCGGGCUGACGCCGCGGCGGCACGGCGGGUUGGGAGGUGGAGGCGGUGGGGGGCAGCGUGGCGUGCUGUUCGAGGACACGCUGCACUCGCUCGCGCUGGGGCUGGCCCCCAGCAGCCAGCAGCAGCAGCAGCAGCAGCUGGACCCGCCCGCGGUGGCCGCCAGCCUGGUGGCUGCCCUGGAUAGCGCGGCCAGCAGCGUGGGUGCGGCGCUGCACCGCCUGGCUCUGCUGGAGGUGGCGCACUGGGAGGCGGAGCGCGGGGCGGAGGCGGUGGGCGAGGUGCGGGCGGCGCUGGCGGGCGCAGCCAUGGAGAUGGAGGCGGGCAGGCUGGCGGUGGGGGAUGUGCUCUUGAAAGAGCUGCUGUCCAUGCUGGGGGUCGACGCCCGCACGACAGCGGCGGCAUCGGGAUUCGGAGGCGGGCCCAGCGGCGGCGGCGGCGGCGGCAGCUCCCGCCCACCAACCCGUGGCGGCGCGCCGCCGCCUCUCUCCACCUCGCAAUCCUACUCGUCCAGCUCGUGGGCGCUGGUGGCGGCUGGAGGCGGCGGCGGCGGCGGCCUGGAUGCGCCGCUGCGGCUGCAGCUGGCGGCGGCGCGGGACGCGUGCCAGCACCUGACGCGGCACCUCAAGAACGUGGAGGGCCUUGUGCUCGCGCUCAAGACCUCCCUGCCCGAGUGGCUGGACCUGGAGACCGCCCGCGCCGCCGCCCGCCAGCGCGGCGAGCUGGCGCGGCUGCGCGGCCUACUGGGCGGCCAGCUGGCGGCGGUGCGGCGCGACCUGGCGGAGCUGCGAGGAAGCUGCCGGGGCACACUGGCGGACGCCGCCAGCCAGGCGGCCGACAGCCUGCAGCAGGCUCAGCACAUGUCGGCUCAGGUGGACCGCGACCGCGGCGAGGCGUCGGAGCUGCUGCUGGAGCUGCAGCGGGACCUGGGCCGCGCAGUGGAGCUGCUGCGAGCCACAACCACCACCGCACCCGCCGCGGUCCUGGGCCCACCCGGCGUGGAGGCAGCGCAGCCGCCGCCUUCGCCCGGCGGCGCGGGAGCCGCUGCCGGGGCCGCCGCCGCGUCUCCGUCCAGGGCUGGCGGCGCCGGUGGUGGCGGCGGCGGUCUGUCGUACAGCCUUGCAGGCAGCGUGGCCCUGGCGGCCAGGGCGGUGCCGGAGCUGCGGGCGGGGCUGGAGCGGCUGCGCGGCGAGCUGUGGCAACUGGCAGCGGAGCGGGACGCCGCGCGGGCGGGCUGGGAGGCGGCGACGGGACACGCCUGCCUGCUGGCGCGCGCGGUGGCGGAGGCGCUGCCGCUGCCGGAGGCACUGGUGGCGGCGCUGCUGAGCCCCGCCACCGCCACCGACCCCGCCAUGUCGCCGGUGUGGUGCGCCCAGCUGCGUGACGCGGCGGCGGGCCACGUGGCGGCGGUGGCGGCCAGCGUCGCCGGCGGCGUGGAGAGCGGCGAGGUGGCGCCGCUGCGGCGGGAGGUGGCGCGGCUGGCUGGGGAGCUCAAGGCGUCCAAGCGGCGUGCGGCAGAGCUGCAGGCUCAGGCGGCCCGCUUUCUAGCUGAGAGCGAGGCGGCGCUGGAGGCUGUGCGGCGCGAGGCGGGACAGGCGGCGUCGGCAGUGAUGGAGAGCGUGAUGGAGGGCGUGAGGGAGGAGGUGGCGGCAGUGCAGUCUCAUGUGUCGGAGCUGCAGGACAGCAGUACAGAGGCGCUGCGGCAGGCCAACGCGGCAUGGUCGGCACAGCUGAACCAGGUCAAGGCCAGCAGUUCCGCAGCGGUGGCGGCGCUGGAGGACACGGUGUCGGUGCUGCAGGCGCAGCUGGGUUCGGAAGCAGACGCCUACGAUGCGUUGAAGGCCGAGCAGGAGGCGGCGGCCAAGGAGUCUACGGACCGGGCCGCGGCGGAAGGCAACAAGGCGCGCGGCCUGGCGUCCGACCUGUCUGCGGCGCAGCAGCGCGUGGCGGCGCUGGAGGCGGCGGAGGCGACGCUGGAGGCGGAGGUGCGGCAGCUGCGCAAGGCGCUGCGGCAGCGGGACGUGAUGGUGAUGGGCAUGCUGCACGAGAGCGGGCAAGGAGGGCAGGGGCCCGGGGCUGCUGGGGCAGGUGGAGGGGCGGGGCCGGCAGCAGGAGGAGCAUCUGCUGCUGUAGCCGGAGGCAGCGGCAGCGGGGCGGGCUCGGUAGGAUCGGGGGCUGCGGAGAGGCUUUCGAAUGCGGCUCGCAGCCGGGCGGGGCCAACAGCGGCGACGUGACCUGCGCUGGAGCAUUAGGAGAGUGACAAGGGCCUACCAGUUUUAGAAGUCCAGCGGGCACCAGAGCAUUGCACUGGGUUGAAUUGCCUGUUAUGUUAUGCCUGUUUGAGCAAACGGACGACUUUGCUGGUGCUUUGGACUUGUAGGGCACACAUCAAUGUCGGAAGUGUUGCGGUCACCUAGUGGACUGGUAACCCUCAGUUUUCAUCAGUUUCACUCAUGCAGCUAUGUGCCCUCGGCUCCUUAAAUCCGACGCACCUAACAGCGCUGAUUCUAGGGUUGGUGCCGGAUGCCGGCGUGCGAGCCCUUUUUGCAGCCAUUCUGUUUAUGGCCUCGUGCGGUGUAAAUUACUUACUCU
Chlamydomonas reinhardtii is the source of this 5187-nucleotide messenger RNA. RefSeq lists its product as uncharacterized. Lineage: Eukaryota; Viridiplantae; Chlorophyta; Chlorophyceae; Chlamydomonadales; Chlamydomonadaceae. The record is from RefSeq and is a predicted model, not a curated record. The transcript is spliced from 21 exons. The coding region runs from base 114 to 4829 and encodes 1571 amino acids.